GGCAUCCACACAGGUGACAGGACAGUGACUGAGAACAAGAAGGAGAAUCAGCAGGUGGAAGGUCCUGAGAAAGUGGAACUGCAGGGGAUAUUUUUGAGAAGAGCUGAAGGGAAUUUUUCCCAGUGCUUGGAACAGGGAAAUGCCUGGAGAGAUCGACACAGAUCAGAGAUGCAGCUGGGAAACUAUCCCAGGAAGAAACUGGAUGAAUCCAUUCAACGUGGUGGAGGAUGCAAGGAUCCCAAGGAAAUCACAGUCCAGCAGACAAGUCACAAUGAAGAGAAACCUUACAAAUGCCUUGACCGUGGGAAAAGUUUCCAUUUCAGUGCAAGCCUUAUUAAACAUUGGAGAACACACACAGGAGAGAAGUCCUAUAAAUGUGUAGACUGUGGGAAAAGCUUCAGUGAGAAAUCAAACUUUAUUGUGCACCAGAGACUGCACAUAGGAGAGAAACCAUAUAAAUGUCUUGAGUGUGGGAAAAGUUUUAGUCAGAGUUCAUACCUUACUGCACAUCGGAGAAUCCACACAGGAGAAAGACCCUAUAAAUGCCUUGAGUGUGGGAAAAGUUUCAAUUUGAAAUCAACCCUUAAUACACAUCACAAAACUCACACAGGUGAGAAACCCCAUAAAUGCUUGGAGUGUGGGAAAACUUUCACUCAGCGCAUUCACCUUACUCAACAUAGGAAAAUCCACACGGGAGAGAGACCAUACAAAUGCCUUCAGUGUGGGAAAAGUUUCAGUCAGCGCAUUCACCUUACUCAACAUAGGAAAAUCCACACGGGAGAGAGAUGCUAUAAAUGCCUUCAGUGUGAGAAACUUUUCAGUACGCGAUGGAACCUUAUUAAACAUGAGCGAACCCACACCGGCGAGAAACCAUAUAAAUGCUUGGACUGUGGGAAAACUUUUGGUCAGAGCUCAUACCUUAUUAAACAUAGGAGAAUCCACACAGGAGAGAGACCAUAUAAUUGCUUUGAGUGUGGGAAAAAUUUUAUUGACAGAACAAAACUUACUAGACAUCAGGCAAUCCAUACAGGAGAGAAACCCCAUAAAUGCUUGGACUGUGGGAAAAGCUUCAUUCGGAAGUCACAACUUACUAUACACCAGAAAGUUCACGCAUCAGAGGGAUCUUAUAAAUGCCUUGAGUGUGGUAAAACUUUUAUUCAUAACUCAAAGCUUACUACGCAUCAGAGAACCCACAGAGGAGAGAGACCUUAUAAAUGCCUGAACUGUGGGAAAACUUUUACUCACAACUCAAAGCUUACUAAACAUCAGAAAACCCACACAGGAGAGAGACCCUAUGGAUGCCUUGAGUGUGGGAAAAGUUUUAUUCAGAAGUCACAUCUUACUACACAUCAGAGAACACACACAGGAGAGAGACCUUAUAAAUGCCUGGAGUGUGGGAAAACUUUUAUGUAUAACUCAAAGCUUACUACACAUCAGAGAACCCACACAGGAGUGAGACCCUAUGGUUGCCUUGAGUGUGGGAUAAGUUUUAUGGAAAGUUCAUCCCUUAUUAAACAUGGGAGAAUCCACACAGGAGAAAGACCCUAUAAAUGCCUGGACUGUGGGAAAACUUUCAGUCAAAGCUCACACCUUAAUAAACAUCGGAGAAUCCAUGGAGGAGAGAGACCCUAUAAAUGCCUUGAGUGUGGGAAAAGUUUUUUGGGAAGUUCAUCCCUUAUUAAACAUGAGCGAAUCCACGUGGGAGAAAGACCCUACAAAUGCCUGGAGUGUGGGAAAAGUUUUAAGGAAAGUUCAUCCCUUACUAAACAUGGGAGAAUCCACACAGGAGAAAGACCCUAUAAAUGCCUUGAGUGUAGGAAAAGUUUCGUUCGUCAAUCAUUCUUUAUUAAGCAUCAGAGAAUCCACACAGGAGAAAGACCCUAUAAAUGCCUGGACUGUGGGAAAACUUUCAGUCAAAGCUCACACCUUACUCAACAUGGGAGAAUCCACACAGGAGAGAGACCCUUUAAGUGCCUUGAGUGUGGGAAAAGUUUUAUUCAGAAGUCAUAUCUUACUAUACACCAGAGAGUUCACACAGGAGAGAGACCCUUUAAAUGCCUUAAGUGUGGGAAAAGUUUUAUGGAAAGUUCAUCCCUUACUAAACAUAGGAGAAUCCACACAGGAGAAAGACCCCAUAAAUGCCUGGAGUGUGGGAAAACUUUCAGUCAGCGCUCAAACCUUAAUCAACAUGGGAAAAUCCACACAGGCAAGAGACCGUAUAAAUGCUUUGAUUGUGGGGAAAGCUUCAGUAAGAGUUCAGAGCUGACCACACAUCAGAAAAUCCACAAAGGCGAGAGACCCUAGAAAUAGCUUGACUGCAGGAAAAGAUUCAAUUUGACUUGAAGCAUCAGUGAUCCACACAUCAGAGAGACCUUGAAUGUGGUGGAAGCUUCAUUUGGUGUUCCUGGAAUAUCAGGGAUCCACAAAUCCACACAGAGAAGAAACCUCUGAGAUGUUCUCAGUGUGGAAAAUGCUCCAAGUGGAACUGUCAUUUCAGGCUCCUCCACAGAGCAGGGAAAUUCUCUCAGGGCUCUGACUAGGGCUGGCCAUGGUGACAAACCCAUUUCCUCGUUCCCACACACAUCAGGGGUGUUUGGCUCCCAAGGAUCCAGCUGCCCAUUGCUGAGGUGAGGAUCCAGCAGCAGCCGAGCAUAAGCUGGUCAGUGACCCUCUGGCUCUUCCCCGGUCAGUCCCUCCUCCCUGCUGCAGCCCUGGCUUCUGAGCUGAUGGGCUACAGGUGGGGGAAGGGAAAGAGAGAAACUCCUCCAGAUGCUCCCUCUGCCUGGCUGAAGUUUCCUGCUCUCCCUUCCCCUCCCAGCCGGGAUCCCCCUGCCAUGGAGAUGAGGAGAAAGACACUUGGGCCAGGCCCCACCUUCUCUCUAGACACCUGUCCCCUCCCCCAUCUUCGACCAGCCCCUGGGUUGGGCCACCCCACUGACCUGUUCCCUGCAGGGGGAGUGUCCCUGGGGGCUGGUAACUUCUCCCCUCCCCAAAUCCCCCUGGGCAUUGGGUUCUGGGGGAUCAAGUAUUGAGGGACCAGGAGGGUGGGUUUUGGGGAGGGAACUGGGGAUUGAAUGAUUGGGGCUGGUGGAGCUGGGUGCUGGGCUAUCGAGUGUUUGAGGAUCAUGGGAUAAGAGGCGAGGGAGAGCACAGGGGUAGCGAGGUGCUGCCUCAUCACUCACCCCCUCUGCCCCAUCUCCCUGCCCCCUCUGCAUUCAGACAGCACCACUGAGAGGGGCUGAUUCCCACAGAGCCAUUUGAGGAAGGCCGAGAGAUCCCACCUGUGCUUCCGAGCAUCUGUCUACGGUAGGAAAUGUGGUUGGGAUUAGCCAGCGCAACUCUGUGACCCUCCACCAGAUUUCCUAGUGUAACCUCAUCCUGAGCAUCCUAUGUGUAAGGCUAAGGUUUUGUCAUGGAUAUCUUUAAUAAAAGUCAUGGACAGGUAACAGGCAAUAAAGAAAUAUUCACGGAAGCCUGUGACCUGUCCGGGACUCUUAUUAAUAAUAUCCGUGACAAAAUGGGGCGAGAGAAGGCUGCAGCACCCAUUGCUGGGGCUCUGGUGUCCCAUGGCAGCUGGGCAGAUGUGGGGGCCCUGGCUGGGAGCUGCAUUGGCCCCCUGCCUCUCAUGGCUCGGAGCUCCGGGGCUGCCUUGCCCCCCACAGCGACUCAUAGAUCGGGGGGCCAGCCCGGUAGCUGAGUGCUGUGGGGUACCCCCACAGCCUGCAGCAGCUUAGAGCUUCGGGGACCCCACAGCUCUGAGCCGCCAUGGGCUGAAGUCGCAGAGGUCUCUGGAAGUCACAGAUUCUGUGACUUCUUCGAAUCUGUAGCAAAAUCAUACCUUUACUUACGUGUUCUGACCUCCUCCCUUUUGCUGGGUGGUCAUUAGUCCCGGAGUUCCCCCUUUGGGGCCAGAUUGUCUCAUUCCCAGAUAGUCUCACAUUACUCCAGGCCCUGCUGUAAAGCAUUGAGUGUUUGUACAUUUUCUUCCUUAUGCACCAUAAUUAACUAGAUGCUAAAAAAGUGGGAGCAGGGACUCACUCCACUCUCCACAGAGCUGCCUCUGUCCCAGCAAUGGACAGUUUUAUCUUCUCCUCAUUCUACCCCUCUGCCUCUCAAGGUGUCACUUACCGCCGUGUCCCUGGCUCUCCAUGCCUAGGAAUCACAGGUUUGAUGUCUAUGAUCCUAAGUCAGACUCAAGAGGGCUGGAGAAGAAAGUGCCACAGAGCCAGGAGUGGCUGGGGAAAUUCCAUUGACUCUAAAGCACAGUUUGACCUUACAGAUCCUAGAGCCCUGUUUGCAUCUAUUGGUGAAAUUAGUUCCCGGGUUUUUCUAGGUUAGUCCAGAUCAUUUGUAGAUGGGAAGACUUGUGUUUCUUUCUCUUUCUUUUAGUAUAAUGAUGCUAAAACUUUUGCAAGUAAUACAACCAAAUAAUGAGGCGAGAAGUGAAACUGGUUUAGCCGCUUGUAGCGAGUCGGUGUGGCUCCCCUCCUGCCCAGCAGAGGGAGCUCCCUCCCAGACGCCCAAGUGGGCUGAGUUAUCACGUCCUGUCCCCGCCCCCCGUAAGUCAAGGGGCGGGACAGGAAGUAGAAAAGGAGAACGCCAGAGCUCAGUCAGGAGCCAGCCACCGCCGCGAGCAGAUGUGCCGGCGGGAGCUCCAGACUGGGAACCCUCCAGGACCCAAGGCGGCGAUCAGGACUGGCCCCCAUUGCCCCGCGCCCGGUACGAUGAGGAACCCGCGGAGCUUCCCCGGGAUCGGAACCCGGAGCAGCCGCUAGGACUUCCUCCCGCCCGGUACGAGGAGGAGCCGCCGCUGCCGCUUCCGCCCUGCUGUUAUCCGGAGGAACCAUCGGAGGCAGCCUGGCCGGACUUCCAGCAGGAGUUGCCGGACCUGCCCCCAAGCCCUGGUCCUUCAGACCCCAUGCCGAUGGACUGGUCCGAACUCCCGGCGACCGAGGAGUAGGUACCGGGAGAGGGGGAAAUGGAAUGUAGCCCGGGGAUAGCUGACCCCUGUCAGGCUAUAGGCACCGAGGUGCCCAUGUCGGUGUGUUGCGGUCAGGACCCCACUGACCAGCGGCAGUGCUAGCCACUAAUAGGGCCCUGGGCUGGGACACAGUGGAGUGGGUGGGCCUGUGUCCCCCCUGCCACCCCACUCACGGGUGGCAGUCUCCCCCUCAUCCCAGCGCAGACAGAGCUGCCUGCACUAAACUGGGUUGCUGUCAUUGCCCAGCUCCUGACACCAGGACCUGAGCCCUAAACUGAUUGCUGUUACCCAGCCCCCUGCUCCAGAGGGCCUGGGCUCAUAUUGAACUGCUGUUGCCCCGCCCUGACUGAGGGCCUGGGCUUCCAUUAAUUGACUGGGUGCCUUGUGUUCAGCCC
Molecule: messenger RNA, 5376 nt
Organism: Mauremys reevesii (Reeves's turtle)
Lineage: Eukaryota; Metazoa; Chordata; Testudines; Geoemydidae
Product: zinc finger protein 845-like
Exons: 2
Coding region: 169-2304 (711 amino acids)
Biological process (GO): regulation of transcription by RNA polymerase II
Cellular component (GO): nucleus
Molecular function (GO): RNA polymerase II transcription regulatory region sequence-specific DNA binding; DNA-binding transcription factor activity, RNA polymerase II-specific
Source: RefSeq, a predicted model, not a curated record